This is a messenger RNA of Lytechinus pictus (painted urchin), 909 nucleotides long. RefSeq names its product protein SPEC3-like. NCBI's taxonomy places the organism in Eukaryota, Metazoa, Echinodermata, Echinoidea, Temnopleuroida, Toxopneustidae. The record is from RefSeq and is a predicted model, not a curated record. The coding region runs from base 79 to 906 and encodes 275 amino acids. The transcript is spliced from 3 exons.
ACUCUCCUUCACUCUCUAUUUACCUAUCCUUUGAACUUGAGCCAUCAUAUACCUUGGUAAAUAUUUUCCCAAUUUCUCAUGUCUAUUUAUACCGAAUCAACAUCAUUCAUGUCAUUCUCAACCCUGUCUUUGCCCGACCCUCUUAUACUGCUCUCCGGGAGGAUUUGCAUGUACAGUACCUUCACCGCCUCGUCAACAGAUAUCGUUCCUGAUAUCUAUUUAAAUACAUUUCUUUCGCUUCACUUGGGUUUUAAUUCUCAUUUCAUAUUUCGUGAAUUCGAUCUGAAUUUCUGGUCAAUUUAUAUCAAGAUGACGAGUAACAAUCCAACAAUCGUGGUGGCGCCCGUGCAACCCCAGACAGUAGUGGUUCAUCAAAACACCAGGGAACCCAAUGCUUGUCGGGCUGCCAUACCCUCCAUGCACAUCGCCCUAUCCGUUACAUGUUUGAUUAUAAAUAUCAUUUUCCCUGGAAUAGGAACUAUUGUGGCUGGUUUCGCGGUCUUCUGCUGCGCUAACCCUGGCCAGAGUGAUGGGGGUAAGGUGGGUACCUUCUGCUUGAACUUCUGGGUUGGGAUCCUUCAAUUGGCCCUCGCUUUGUUCCUCGUCGGAUGGAUAUGGGCUAUCAUCUGGGGUACUAUCAUGGUUGCUAUGUCAGCUGAGUACCACAACCCUGGGACACUCACAACAGUGACCCAGGGCAAUGCCGUAGUCACCACGUCCACUGUGAUCAACACACAGCAACCACAACAGGUGCAAGUCGUCCAACCACAGCAACCAGGCUACAACCAACCCCCACAACAAGGCUACAACCCUCAAAUGCAACCACAAGGUUACGGUCAACCGAGCGGGCAAACGCAGCCACCAUACGGCGCACCGCCUACUUACAACAUUGAGGAAAAACGUUAAAAA